AUUGAUUGUAACACGUUUUUAAUUUAUAAUGUUGUAGGAAUCUGAUGGGAGACUCUUUGAGUGCCUUAAAUGUCAAGGAACUAAAACAGGUUGAGAAUCGUCUUGAGAAAGCCAUAUCUAGGAUCAGGUCCAAGAAGCAUGAGUUGCUUCUAGCUGAAAUUGAGAGCCUGCAGAAAACGGAGAUUGAGCUUGAUAAUGAGAGUAUCUAUCUCCGAACCAAGAUAGCAGAAGUGGAGAGGUUUCAACAACACCAUCAUCAAAUGGUUAGUGGUACGGAGAUGACUGCGAUCGAGGCCUUAACAUCUCGCAAUUACUUUGCUCAUAGCAUUAUGACUACUGGUUCUGGAUCUGGAGCUGGCCAUGGAUUUUCUUACUCUGAUCCCGACAAGAAAACUCAUCUUGGAUAAUAUUUUGGCAAAAAAAAACGAGCUGCAAUAAUGGAUUAUAAAGCUUCGCGUUCUGAAAAUCCCCUGCUCAUCAGAUAUAUUUCUACAUAAAAUAUGUUUGGUAAUAUUAUUAUAUCUCCAAAAGUACAAUGAAGGUUUGUCCAUUGACUCGUUUUACUGUUUCAUAUCAAACAUAGUAUGGUAUCUGAUCGAUGAUUCAUCUGAAAUUGUCGAACGUAGCUAUACAUGUGAGUAAGGAACAUAAU
Molecule: messenger RNA, 652 nt
Organism: Raphanus sativus (radish)
Lineage: Eukaryota; Viridiplantae; Streptophyta; Magnoliopsida; Brassicales; Brassicaceae
Product: agamous-like MADS-box protein AGL11
Exons: 4
Coding region: 45-407 (120 amino acids)
Biological process (GO): regulation of DNA-templated transcription
Cellular component (GO): nucleus
Molecular function (GO): DNA-binding transcription factor activity
Source: RefSeq, a predicted model, not a curated record